Messenger RNA from Neurospora crassa OR74A, 2649 nucleotides. It is a transcript of the gene un-7, whose product is annotated as transglutaminase-like protein. The transcript has 4 exons. The record is from RefSeq and is a predicted model, not a curated record. Lineage: Eukaryota; Fungi; Ascomycota; Sordariomycetes; Sordariales; Sordariaceae. Gene Ontology annotation, biological process: protein quality control for misfolded or incompletely synthesized proteins; glycoprotein catabolic process; protein deglycosylation. Gene Ontology annotation, molecular function: peptide-N4-(N-acetyl-beta-glucosaminyl)asparagine amidase activity. Gene Ontology annotation, cellular component: nucleus; cytosol. Bases 1025 to 2263 code for a protein of 412 amino acids.
GCUCUUUUGAGUUUGUAGGUAGUUGCCGUCUCAUCCAUAUUGAACGGGCGACGAGUUCUGUAGUAAAAAGGGCAGAGACACGUAAGACAGCUGAGGGGACCGUAAGUGCGACCAUGGAGAAGUAGCGAACGACACCAGGGACUUUUCUUACUACCAUCCAUACCUACCUACUCCUGCCCAUACCUAUCCUCUUCUUCUUGCUUUACUUCUUCCGUUCCGUUGCAUCAAGACUUGGGCGGCCGGCACUACUGCUGCUGAGAAGUAGGAGGUAUAGCCCAGCCACACCUAGAGGCGCGAAUCGCAGCGACGGAGGUGUGUGUGUUUUCUGUGAAGAGGAAGUUACAACCUUCCAUUCUUUCGCCUCGGUGCAAGUCUGUACACUCACUCAGUAAUCGUUCCAUAGAGGUGAGUGAGCAGGCCCAAACCCCCAAACCACUCCUGCACUUCGGUCCGGUUCAUACCCGACAUCAUCUCCUGUUAUCUGUCAUGCGUCUUUCAAUCUGCGCCUCCUCCAUCGGGUACUUGGUGAUCGCUGCAUUUUCUCUGCACCUUUCAAGCUGACAGUUGCAGCAAGACCAGGCCUACCUACCGACAGCCAGUACCUACGAGGUGGAUGCGCCAAGGUAGACGUCCGAAGCUUCAAACAUUCUCGCCAUCACUUGCUUACGACGCCGGCCAUUCGAGUCUCCAAGCACCUAGCGACGAGGCGCGACACCAUUCCAAUUCUUCAAAUUGCGCGAAACCCUUCAUUGGGACCUUCAACAACAUCGUCUCUACUAGUUUGAUCACCGACAUCACAUCAGCGGAUUCCAGCAGGGGGUUAACCACAGGGCAACCGUCCGCGCUGGUCUACUCAUAGCUCGCUUACUCCCUAGAGUAUUGAAUCACCUUCGACUGGCGUUUACAACGAAAACUCAAAACUGGCAGCAGCGAGAUAGACGACCAGCAACACCGGCCGAAGAGCUUCCAAAUCAAACAGGCGACACAGGCUAGCGGAAGCCGCGACCGAAUAUUAUCAGUGACCAUGGCAGGAAACAAUUCAGGGGGUGGGAGUUACCCAUUAGACGACCAUGUGAAAAGCGUGGCACGCGAUCUACAGCAUAGGUUUGCGCAAAUGUCAAACCGGGAUCAGAAAUUCGACCUACAUGUCAUACCCGAUCUUCUUUCACAACCAGUAGUCCCCGAGCCGCCCGCGCAAGACGACAAGGAGGCCCAGAAUUUCGAAAAAUACCUAAUAGCAAUGUCGCAUAUACCCCUAAACUACGAGAAUCCCGGCCUCCUGGACGAGGCGUUACAGCAAAUCCCACUCGAUAGGUUAUCGCAGGAGGCAGAAGAGGAGGUGGAACUUUUCCAAGCGAAAGCCGCAAGCCUGGGAAGAUCAAAACCGGAAUGGAGUCAUCAAGAGUGUAUGGUCAGGGCCCUGCUUAGGUGGUUUCGCCGAUCAUUCUUCACCUUUGUGAAUAAUCCUCCAUGUUCCGAAUGCUUGUCGCCCACCAACAAAAUCCGUAACGUUGCGCCUACACCAGAGGAAAGAGCCCAUAGUGCGACAUGGGUCGAGCUGUACGCGUGCGUCACGUGUGGGGCAUAUGAACGAUUCCCACGAUAUACGGAGGCAUGGCAAUUACUACGAGUAAAGCGUGGAAGGGCUGGCGACUUUGCCAACGUCUUCACCAUGCUUUGCCGAGCUCUUGACAUCCGAGCUCGCUGGGUGUGGUGCCAGGAAGACUACCUGUGGACCGAAAUUUACUCUGAGCAUCAACAACGAUGGGUUCACGUCGACAGUUGCGAAGAGGCUUGGGAUAUGCCCCACAUGUACUAUAAGAACUGGGGCAAAAAGAUGUCCUACGUUAUUGCCUUUUCGCGCGAGGGCGCGGUCGAUGUUACCAGGCGGUACGUAGGGUCACCGGACGCCCUGCUCCCACGCACACGCUGCCCCGAAGGCGUCCUCAAGUUCAUCAUGGAGGAAAUCACCAACCUGCAUCGGCCAAAGUACGCCCCGGACGGAGAGACCCGCCUGCGGCUCUAUCGGGAAGAUGUAGCCGAAGACGUGCAGCUUCGUUCGUUGUGGUCGGCUACCCUGGAACAGAGUCGGAGGUUGAAGGCGGCCGCUGCGGCUGCUGCUCGGGGUGGCCGCAGUAGCCCCGACAACAAGAGCGGCGCCAACAUGAUGGGCUCGCCAGCGACGGGCGACAUCAAACGACCCAUCCCUGAGGAUGCACCUGUUCCUGAUGUCCCUUCACUCUGGCCGACGUAUGGACCUUGACGGCAUGGUAUUUGUUCGGACACAUCUUGAAUAGAUAGCAGUCAUCAUCUUCACGUCGUUUAAUACCUCUCCCCCGUUUUAUCAGAAGGAAAGGAGGCAUGCAAUGUCAUCAAUCUUUUGUUUGUUAUAUAUUAUACAUAUACCCUGUGUCAUGUCAUGUUCAAGAAAGAUUUAUGUGGAUUUAUUCGGAGGGAGGCAUCAAGACUACUUGGUAGUGAUGGGUUGGAAAAGUUGCGCCCUUGGGGGGCUUUUGGGCUGGAGUAGGGAGUUUCUCGAGACUUGUGGGAAUUUUUAGGCACAUCUGAUGAGUGAGGGCCUAGUCAAAUUUUUGAACCACCAGCCUCUGUGUAUCAUGCUGUUCAAAACUUCACGAUUGCUCGCGUAUG